Molecule: messenger RNA, 1478 nt
Organism: Tuber melanosporum (Perigord truffle)
Lineage: Eukaryota; Fungi; Ascomycota; Pezizomycetes; Pezizales; Tuberaceae
Exons: 1
Coding region: 350-1225 (291 amino acids)
Source: RefSeq, a predicted model, not a curated record
CGGACACAAACAUCGCUGUUACGCCCGCGCAACGAAAACAGAUAGAAUACUCGAGUAGGGUCCUUUCGUCCAUACACCGGAGCCUCCCUGAGAGCUCCUGAAAUUGGUCUGAAGCUUUCAGAAUCCACACUUUACACAAAACCACUGCCGCACAGACACAUCACCUCCCUCCCUACGAGAUCACACCACCUUGCCCCUUAACUCACCUCCACCUUCAUUUGCCACUCACUCACUACUCGCAAGUCAAGCCGGUGGAGGGAGGCCAUUGUCUGCACCAUCCAACCGCACACACUCAGCUAUCCUACCAACUACAACUCGUCCGCGACUCACUAAACAACAAAAAACAAAAAUGUCUUACUUCUCCACCAUUCUUACCGCCACAAAAUCUCGCUACCAGACCCUUCGUGGCAUCGACGAGCAAGACGGGGACUCAGAAGACGACUCCCACAUCUCCCGCGUUCUCAGGAACUACUACCAAGAGCAAGGACAACAGCUCCCGGACUGGCUCGGCGGGGGUCCGCCCCCGCCGCAGAACCUCCGGAACAAUUACGGCCAGCAGAGGCCAGGAAUGAUGGGGCGGGGACAGCAAAGCGGUGGGCCGCAGAAUGCGAAUGCGACGUUGAGCGAUAUAUGGGAUACACCGCCGCCACAGGGCGGCCAGCGACCAGUGUUUGGGGUUCGCCAGCAGCCGGUACAGCAGCAUGGGCUGUUUCCUGGUGACGAUGAUAGGCCGCCGCAAGGCGGUGGGAGGGGAAAUGGAGGAGGGCCAGCGGGAGUUGCGAUGACGGCCCAGCAGAGGAUUAAAGAGAGGUUGUGGGGUGGUAGGACCGCGUCUCCGCCACCGAAUAACUCGAAGCCUUCCCAGCCCCCACCUUCGUCUGUGCAAAUGCCAUUGCCACCGUCUAUGCAGCAGCCGAGGAAUAAUGGCGGUUCGUAUAGGCCGCCUCAGGGCCCGCCAUCCGGUCAACAGCGCGGCGGUGGAGGCGGGGGACGAUCUUAUGGGCAGUCAGAGAUGCCUUGGGACGAUGGGUACAGCGGGAGUGGUGGCAGUUACAGCGACGGUUACGAUGGAAACAAUUUCAGCCCGGGCUUCACACCAGCUGGGUCCUCCGGCAGCGGGUCUCAAGGUAGUAGUAAUAAUCUCCGACGCGGGAAGCUGGGGAUCGGCCUCCCGACAGGACCUGGUAUGAUGAGGCAGCAGGGCGGCAAUCGUGGAGGCUAUUAAACAGAGCAACUUGACCAGACAAAUUUUGCUGCUUCUUUUUUUUCUCUCCUCCUUCCCUUUUGAUUGUAUAUGAUACGGAAGAAAAUAUCACUUCUGGAGUAACACUUUUUCCUUCUCUCCUUUUCUCCAUACUCCUUGAUACCGUCUCUCCUUCAAAAAUGUCUUUGUGUACCGGUUUUGCGUGUUUGAGAUUAUUAUGUUGGAUAUCUAGGGUACUGGGGAUGAUAAUGAGACAUGAGAAUGUUCUUCUUUC